UCCCAUGCUGGGCCGCAAGGGCUCCGCGAGACGCGUCCACAUAUCAGCAAGACCGGGAUGGAGGAGAGAGGCGGAGGGGGAAGAAAGUUCACACCCGAAAAGACCAACUUUCAACAUGACGCUGCACUGACACGCAGUUUUCCAACCACCAACACCACUACUACGACGAGAGCACCGGUGCAAGAUUAAAGUUCGUGAAAAUAUCCUUCACCAUAUUUUUUUCUAGUUUUUUUUUCUUUUCUUUUUAUUUUUUAUUUGCAGCGUGUGCGCGCAAGGCUGGCGGAGGGUCGCGAUCGCUGCGCGCUGAGAUGUUGGAGUGAGUGAGCAUGGCUGCGCAAGUCGCUCCCUCCAGAAAUAACAACAAAACCAAGAAAUUAUCCAGCGGCUUGGGCACGGAGCUCAAUUCGGGGAAAUCCGGAGGAGGAGGAAGCGUACAGCAGCGCGGCGGGCAGAUGCUGGGCGCCGGAGAUGGGACUGUGAAUAAUGUAGACCAUCACCACCGAACGGAGCCUGGCAUGGUGCGUUCAACUUCCGCGGGUCAGGGCAAGGAUGGGAAUAACCUUACAUCGUCAAAUUCCAACGCUUCCUCCAUGGAAACGGGACUGAUUGCCAACCAUAAGGUGAAAUAUGUCGGGAGCGGAGACCCCCCUCAGUCUCAGACACCGCAGCCGCAAUUCGGCCAGUUUGCGCCGCAUCCGCAGCGCCAGAUGCACAGCAACAACAACGGACAGGGACCCCGAGGGACCGUGGACCACCACGGCGGUAAAGAGAACCUUCUGGGGGGUCAAGUGGAGUCACAGCAGCAGGUGCAGGGUAAAGGAGAAGGACAUCUUAAAUCAACAGAGGGGAUGAUGUCUUCAAGGUAUGAUCACUCCAACUUGGGGCCAGCCAGCAACAAUUCAGAGUACAACAACAACUAUUACUCAUCAAGGUCUUACGAGCAACAUGGCGGACAGCAGCAGCAAGGGAUGGGGCUGUCAUCUGCACAUAAUAGCAUGGACAACUCCCAUGAAGCAAGCUUCCAGAACAGCCAGUACAACCAGUACCCUCCCUAUAAUCGGGCACGGUACGGGACCUACGGCAUGAUGAGCCCCACUGGAUGUAGGCAACCUGACAACUUGAUGAUGAGCAGCAACUCCUCGGCAAGCCACAGCAAGUCCACGCAGGGAGCCUCUUCCAGUGGCUUCCAAAGGUUCCCAGGACCAACUCAGCAGCAGCAGCAUCCCUCGGGGGCGACCCCGACCCUCAACCAGCUGCUUACAUCACCAAGUCCCAUGAUGAGGGGCUACGGUGGGGCCUACCAAGACUACAGUGGAUCCUCCACGCAGCAAGGCCUGGGAAAAGAUGUGGGCCCCCAGUAUGGAGCCACCACGACCCACGGCUGGGGAGGGCAGCCCAGGAACCAUCCACAUUCAAUCAGUCCAGGCAAUGGAGGGCAAGGCCUUGGGAGGAGUCAGGUGUCCUCAUUGGACUUCAUGGCAAUGAAGCGCUCGCAACUUUACGGAAUGGCCAAUAAUCCUUACUCGAGCCCACAGCAGCCAGCGGGUGGGCCUUACACUCCUAGCCAGCCGUAUACUCCGCCUCCCUCGCAUCGUUAUCCAAUGAGCAUGCCGGGAAGAGGUCAAAUGGGCAUGGGCGGUAUGCAGUAUCCUCAGCAGCAGGUGGCGCCGUACAGCCAGCAGGGGAUGGCCGGCUACAGCCAGCAGCAGCAGGCCAGCCAGCAGGGAACACCGCCCUAUUUCAGUCCACCUCAACAGACCCCUCCCGGUCCCAACCGGAGCAGUUACCUGCAGUCACGACCACCGCCUCAGGAGUCACAGCAAGAGAAUUAUAGCACCAGAGGUCCAGGCCCAGCAAAUUCUGGGAAGAGCAACAAUGAGGAUGGUGUUUCCUCCCAGGACCGCCCUUCGAGUCUGCCGGAUUUGUCUGGCUCGAUAGAUGACCUCCCCACGGGGACGGAAGCUGGUCUGGUAUCAGCUGUCAGCAGCAGUAGUACCCAAGGAGAGCAAGGAGGCGCCAGCACCCAGAGACAGUCUCCUUUCUCUCCCCACGCCUCGCCACACCUUCAUAGCCAGAGGAGCGGACCUUCACCCUCCCCUGUGGGCUCACCUGCUGGCUCCACUCAGUCCCAACAGUCUCGUUCGGGCUCGGGGCCCAUCUCCCCCGCCAGUGGCCCCACUGCUGGCGCCAACACACCAGGCUCCACCUCUAACCAGCAGAGCUCUGGGAAUGGAUCAGAUGGAUCACGUCCACCAGUCACCCGCUCACCUAUGGCUCAGGAGCGAGGGUUCGUGUCCAACAUGCCAAGGAACCAGGCUGGCUCCCAGUUCCCAUUGUAUCCCGGGAUGGGUCCCUACUCCCAAAGUGGCCCCACGGGCCCUUACGGAGCUCAAGACACCCAGUACGGACAGCAAGGGAACUACCCUCGGCCUUCCAACUACAGUGGCACAAACAACAGUCUGGCAAUGAACUCAAGCAGCCCCAUGCACGGCCACGGCCCUGGUCAGACCAUCCCCGGAGGACGUAAUCAUGGACCGGGAAACCAAAACAGAGGGUAUCCCACCGUGGCACCCAGCUCCCCCAGCAUGCCUCAGCCAGCGGGACCGGGAAUGGGCCCUCCUCCUUUGGGCACUUCCAACCGCAAGACACUGGAGGUGGCAGCAGCAGCCCCCAUGCCAGGCCCAAACAAUGCAACGCAUAGCAGGCAGGGCAGCUAUCAAGGACCGAGCGUCAGCCAGCCAAGCACCACAGUUCCCUACAGCCGACCAGCGGGCAACAAUGUUUCAGCCAUGGGCAACGCACAAGGUCCAGCCUACAGUGUGCUGCCUUCAGAAAUGAAUGAAUCGCACAAAAACAGCAGCGGCGGAAGCAGCAAAUCACUUGAGAGAGCAUCGAGCGAUCAUGGAGCCAUUGGAAUGGCUGGGGAUAGGGUGAUGAGUCCAGAUGUGAAAAUGAAAGCAGAUGCAAAAGAUGACAAUGGCCCCGCCAACGACACUCACAAGCCAAAGUUACAAGACGGUCACACUAACAGCACCUCCGGCCCCCAGCAGUGUGCGUCUCAGCCGACCACGCCAAGCAGCGCUCUGCCGGUCCCCUCCCCACUGUCGCCCAGCCCAGCCAGUUUGUCCUCCUACCACGGAGAUGAUAGCGACAGCAUAAGCAGCCCUCCUUGGCCAAUCAAGGCCCCUCCAAGUCCAAAAGCCAACCCAAACUCAUCAUCGUCCAGUGGCGAGCGAGUCUCGCGAUUAUACGAGCUGGGUGUAGAGCCAGAGCGGCGGAUGUGGGUGGAGCGUUAUCUGUCCUUCAUGGAGGAGAGAGGAACGCCUGUUUCCCAGCUGCCUAUUGUUGGGAAGAAACCUUUGGAUCUCUGGAAACUCUACAUUGCUGUUCGGGAGAUUGGAGGCCUUGCCAUGGUAAACAAGAACAAGAAAUGGCGGGAGCUGUCCAACACGCUGAGUGUGGGAACAUCAACCAGCUCAGCAAGCUCACUCAAGAAGCAUUAUAUCCAGUUCCUGUUUGCCUAUGAGUGUAAAAUGGAGCGAGGCGAAGAGCCUCCAGCCGACAGCAGCAGCAGCAGCAGUGGAAGCGUGGCUGCAGGGGACAGCAGGAAGCAAGUCAAGAUCCAGCCUCCAUCACCUGCUAACUCAGGCGGCUCCCUCCAAGGUCCACAGACACCGCAAUCUUCUGGCAGCAGCUCCAUUGCAGAAGGUGCAGGGGACCUUUUACCCCCCACCCGUGCUACCACCCCUCUUGGACAGGGCACACCUGUGGCUCCAAACAGGAGCAGCGUGAGUGUGCAGGAUCCUUUCUCAGAAGUCAGCGACCCAGCCUUCCAGAAGCGUGCUGCCUCUCUGCCACCCUCUGCGCCAUACCAGCAAGGCCUCAGCAUGCCUGACAUGAUGAUGAGGAUGCAAUACGAUGCCAAGGAUCCCUUCGCUGGCAUGAGGAAGAUGGCAGGAGCGGAUCCCUACAUGCCUGGCCAGAUGCCUCCUGGAGGUGUGCAGGAAAUGUACGGACGACCCACAGCAGCACUUAGCCUGAGUCAACGGUCGCAGUACCCAUACGGACCAGGCUAUAACAGAAGACCGGACCACUUGAUGGGGAUGGAGGGCGGCCUGGGUCCCCCUGGAAAUCAGAACAGCAUGGCACCUCACAAUGAGAGUAGCAUGUAUUCUUCCAACAGAUACCCUUCACAGCAGAGACAUGAUGGCUACAGUCCGCAGUAUCCCGGCAUGCCGUAUGGAAUGCAUCCUUCUGGGAUGUACCAACAGCCACAGCAGGGCUACAAACGAUCCAUGGAUGGUAUAUAUGGUCCUCCACCCAAGAGGCAUGAGAGUGAGAUGUACGGAAUGCCGUAUUCCAACCAGCAGGCAGACAUGUAUAACCACUAUGGCGGGGGCUAUUCAGGCUCAGAUCACAGAGCCAUCCAAGGACAGUUCCCUUACCCUUAUCCCCGCGAUCGUAUGAGUUCUUCAAUGCCAGGCCAGCAUGGAAUGAUGGGUGGGGGGCCGCCUCCUAACCACACGGCUGAUGGUCCCAACAUGUGGCCAUCCAGGACAGACCUCAGUUAUCCCUAUCCCAAUCGACAAGGACACCCCUCUCAAAUGACCCCUUACGGCUCAAUUGGCAGAGAAGACAUGGAUGGGCGCCCGGGGCAAGAUCACUGGCACCGGCAAUCUCCUUAUAUGUCAUCAACAGGCGGUAUGCCUCCCUUUUCAUCACGCCACCCUCCAUCGUCGUAUUCAAAUUCACAAUCCAUGGCAAACCACCUGCCCAGAGCCCCCAGUCCAGGAGCUUUCCAACGCUCCUUGGACUCACGCGUGUCACCCAGCAAAGCAGCUUUCCUGUCAGCCAUGAAGAUGUCAAAGCCUGGGAUGUCCAUGAUGGGCUCUCAGGGAUGCGGACCUCUGAGUCAGUUCCCUCACAACCUGAGGAGGGACCUCAACCAUCCACUUGGAGCCGUGGAGGGCACCAUGCCAAUUCUCAGACCUCGACGCAAGCUUACCUCCAAGGACACAGGAAUGCCUGAGGCCUGGCGUGUGAUGAUGUCUCUAAAGUCUGGCCUCCUAGCAGAGAGUACAUGGGCGCUUGAUACCAUCAACAUUCUGCUUUAUGAUGACAGCACCGUUGCUUCAUUUAACCUCUCUCAGUUGCCAGGGUUCCUGGAGCUCAUUGUUGAGUACUUCCGCCGUUGCCUGAUUGAGAUCUUUGGCAUCCUGCAAGAGUUUGAAGUGGGACCGGUGACAAAAGAAAGCUUGCUGGACCACAACUCUAACCAGAAGAAAGAAACUAUCAUGAACAAUGCAAUGGUACAAUCUACAUCUGAGUCCAUCCCAACUUUGAAGAUGCCAGAGGACCUACCAGGAAACACUAUGAAGGAAUAUCUUGAUGUUUCUGGAGAGCCUCUCUCACCUAAAGGGAUGAAUAAACCUGAUCAGUGCUUAAAAAAGGAUGAAGACAAAGAAAAGAAGGCAGAAAUUAAACGCGAGUGUGAUGCUGAGCUGCUUCUUACUGAGCUGGAACCAAAACUCCAACAAGCUAGCAAAUACGACAAGUUCCCAGUAACCAUUGUUGACAAAGACGUUAAAGAUAUGACAGAUGACCUGGUUGACGAGUUCACCAGUGGGCUGCUCCACUGGCAGGGUGGCGGGGGCGACACUACAGCUCACAUACAGACGUACUUUGAGCCCCGCUGUGAUCCACCUACCAGAGCGGAGGGUAAGAUGCUCAUAGAAAACAAGGAGGACGAUGAGAAGGAGCAACCGAGAAACCGUAUCACGGCCACCAUAGACGACGUCCUGUGCGCGCGGGUUGACGCCCUGUCGAACGCACACCCUGCUCGCUCGCUGCCGUCCUACCCUUUCAGGGUGCAUCCAGAUGGUGAACAGGACCACAUCACCUUGCUGGAAGAUGAACCACGCUGCCUGGACGAAACCCCGCUGUCCACAAGCUCACCCUGGCAGGACUCGUUGGCCAAACGCUGCCUCUGCAUCUCCAACAUUGUCCGCAGCUUGUCCUUCAUCCCGGGGAACGACUCGGAUAUGUCGAGACACCCAGCCCUGGUUCUUCUUCUGGGUAGGCUCUUGUUGCUGCACCAUCAGCACCCUGAGAGGACCAGGUUGUCCUCCAGCUAUCAAAGAGAUGAGCAGCAGGACAAGGGGCUGUCGAGCAGUCAAUACGAGUGGUGGUGGGAGUGUCUGAGUCAGCUCAGGGAGAAUGCGAUGGUAACGCUAGCUAAUAUCGCAGGCCAGCUGGAUCUCUCCACUUACACCGAUACCAUCUGCCUCCCCAUCCUGGAUGGCCUCCUCCACUGGAUGGUGUGCCCUUCAGCUGAAGCCCAGGACCCCUUCCCUUCGGCAGUGGCCUACUCCCAGCUGACUCCUCAGAGGCUGGUUCUGGAGUGCCUUUGCAAGCUGAGCAUCCAGGAAGGAAACGUGGAUCUCCUCCUCGCCACGCCGCCUUUCAGUCGACAAGAGAAACUCUUCACGGUGCUGGUCCGCUACGUAGGGCAGAGAAAGGCUCAAGUGUAUAGAGAGAUGGCGGUGGCCAUCACCUCUCACCUGGCACAAGGAGAUCCCACCGCGGCUCGUGUCAUAGCCAUGCAGAAAGGCAGCGUGGGUAAUUUGGUCGGCUUUUUAGAAGAUGGCGUCAGCAUGGCACAAUACCACCAUAACCCUCACAGCUUAUUGCACAUGGGACACCCUCACAUGGAUCCACCCAGCGUGAGCAUGUUGUGUAGAGCAGCCAAAGGCCUGUUGGCCAUGGCCAAAGUGGAGGAGAACAAAACGGAGUUUGUCCUCUACGAAAGCAGAUUGUUAGACAUUUCUAUUUCUUCCGUACUGAACGCUGCAGUGGUGGCGAUUAUUUGCCAGGUUCUCUUUCACUUGGGGAAGUUAUGACAGGAGGACUUUGUUGGCAAACAUUAAGCUGGACAAUUCACUUGUUUUGCUAUUUUUAUUCAUCAAACUGAUCAAACAUGUUUUUUUUUAUUCCACUUAAACAGAAUAUCUAUGUAUGACCUCUCAGCCCUGUUGAAUGUGGGUUUGGGGUUUCAUUUUAAUACAAAUAUUUAAUACCUGCUGGUGUUGGUCGUUGAUAUUAUGUUUGACAUUUUGUUUACUUUUUUCACGCAAAGCUACCGCCAGAUUUUGGUGCUGACCUAUGUCGAGGAGUUUGUUUUCGGUUUUAUAAAAGCUAAAAUAUGCUCAUCUACUUUUUGUUAUUGGAGAGUAUUUAUUUUAAAAAUGUGACACUGUACAGGAGUUUUAACUUUUUUGUCAGCACUUGUGGAAAAAUAACACACUGACUGUUUGAAUUGAAAUCUUUAUGUCUCGGUCGCUGGAAGAGAACUUGUGCAAUAGGACUAGAACAAGUGGUCCCUUCUAUGAACCAGAUAUUGAAAAACACACCUGCAGUGUGUAUUUUAGGCCACAAGGGGGCAGCUUGCACGCGCCAAUCAACUUGAGAAAAGUGCAACUGUCAAAAAGAAACGUCUAAUUUAUUAAUCAUUGCCUCAACGACUUUGGAACUUUUAUCUCAUCUACGCUUGUUUCAUCUUGUCUGUGUUAUUUCAUUACUGUAUACAAACUGUACAAUGGAGGCACAUGAUUCUGUCCAUCUCAAUCAAGCAUAGCAAGAACUGGGACGAUUAACAAAUGCUUUUAUUGUUGUUAAACAUUUGUUAUUGUUAUUAUGAAUAUUUUGUUAAUGGGGUCUGACAUUUGAAAAUGGUAACCAAUGUUUCAAUGUAAAAAAACAAAAAAAAUACAAAUAAAAGCCUGUAUGCAUUGUAUUAUAGCUGAGAAAACAAUCGCUUUGGUAAUCAAAACAAAAGUGCCAGGGUGAGAGGAUAUAUAUAAGUGAGGUUACAUUAAAAAAAAAAGUAAACAUAUUUCUUUUUGUUAAUGUCCUCCAUUCACAUUAGCGGGCAUAUUUUGGAAUGCCCUGUAAAAGAAAUGUGUUGGAAAACUUCAAAAUGCUCAUUGUAAAAUUUGCCUUUUUCGUAUGACUUCAGUAUGUCUCUUUUAUCUGGUAUAUACAUUUAUACUCUGUGCUGCACAUGUCACAAAUAAAUGUACUAUGGACAUCACCAAGCAUCACAGAUACUGCAUUAUGGUCAGACAAUCUACAGGCCAAUAAAACAUUAGCUAUCUACAGCGGUGUCAAGUUUAAGUUACCAUCCUCUUAUAACUGGGGGCCAUAACAUGUCAUUGUGAGAUUUCAAUUGUGUUUUUAUUAAACACAUGACUAAGGCUGCUCAACUAUCCAUCCAUUUUCUAAACAGCUUGUCUUCACAAUCAUGAGGACGAUUUUGGCUGUCACCUAUCAAAUAAACCUCACUAAUGUUGCUCA
Molecule: messenger RNA, 8352 nt
Organism: Syngnathus acus (greater pipefish)
Lineage: Eukaryota; Metazoa; Chordata; Actinopteri; Syngnathiformes; Syngnathidae
Gene: arid1b
Product: AT rich interactive domain 1B (SWI1-like)
Exons: 22
Coding region: 327-6899 (2190 amino acids)
Biological process (GO): chromatin remodeling; positive regulation of DNA-templated transcription; regulation of transcription by RNA polymerase II
Cellular component (GO): brahma complex; nBAF complex; SWI/SNF complex
Molecular function (GO): nucleosome binding; DNA binding
Source: RefSeq, a predicted model, not a curated record